GGUACUUGUGAAGAUAUGUGUCCGGAAAAGGAACGCUACAUGAGAGUCGUUCAGAAGCGUCUCAGUUUAUACGAAUGUUCCCAAGAUGGAAGAAUGGCUCCAGAGUUAACAGUCAAAGAAUACAGUCGAAGUGCAGCCGAUCAGGAGGAGCCGCUACCGCAUGAAUUGCGACCGGCAGAUGUACUUCAACGAACCAUGAAUUACCUCGUUGGAAAGAUUGUGAAUUGCGUUCCAAAGACCGAUGAAGAAUUGGCUCAGUGGUAUGAUUUUCUGUGGAAUAGAACACGGGCUAUUCGAAAGGAUAUAACACAACAAAUGAUGGUCAACGAUACAGCUGUUAGUCUG
This is a messenger RNA of Gongylonema pulchrum, 345 nucleotides long. The record is from the annotation of a GenBank genome assembly. Lineage: Eukaryota; Metazoa; Nematoda; Chromadorea; Rhabditida; Gongylonematidae.